Durusdinium trenchii is the source of this 3442-nucleotide messenger RNA. Lineage: Eukaryota; Dinophyceae; Suessiales; Symbiodiniaceae. The record is from the annotation of a GenBank genome assembly.
CUUUCUAGGCACGGAGAUCUGGCUAGAGCAUUCGAGGAGGAAUUGAGUUGAUGCUGUUUCCUUUGUCUUUGGCAGCCACUAACCUGACCCCCAGCUUUCAUGUCUUUGAUUCACGGUCUAGGUAGUCAGCAAAGUGGAAGGGAGGAGCCAGGGACUUUAUCUGAAAAACAUUUCUCACAAGUCUCAUGAAUCUCAUCUGCAGCCGUUUUUUUUCCGCUCAGUUUUCUGGCCGGGAAGAAGCUGGUUAGGGGGCCGGCCGUUUGGCCAUGGAGAGAUGGGAGGAUCUUUGAGGCUCCAUGCCGGCGAUUGAGGUGGUGGCAGACCUUCAGGCCUUAAACAAAUGGGCGAGCGAGGCUCAGAUUGCCUCCGAGGCCGAAGACCCUCGCCGGGCUCCACACUCCGCGCGCAGCCCCAAAAGCGAGGAUCGCUCGAACUUUCUGGAAGAUCACCGGACUUCAGUGGGCAGCUCAGAUGCAGCGAACAGCAGGAGCUUGGAGCCGAGAAAGGGGUCGAAAGAGGGAAGACACCUUUCAACCGGAGGAGUCUCCACUGUUUCGCGAGCCAGCACUAGGCAUGAGAGUGCAGAUUUGCUGGUCCCAAUUUCACGUUCAAGCAGUCGGCACGCUACAGGGGAGUCGGCCACCACCAUCUCACGCUCAGGCAGUCGGCAUGCAACAGGAGAGUUGCCCUCUACACUCUCCCGUUCAAGCAGCCGCCAUGCAACAGGCGAGUUGCCUGCCGCCUCACGUUCUAGCAGCCGCCAUGCAACAGGCGAGUUGCCUGCCGUCUCACGUUCUAGCAGCCGGCAGCCGACAGGGGAGUUGCCCACUGCAAUCUCCCGUUCAAGCAGCCGGCAUGCAACAGGAGAGUUGCCCAUGGCAAUCUCACGUUCAAGCAGCCGGCACCUGACAGGGGAGUUGGCUGCCACUGUCACACAUUAUGAACAUCCUGCUAGCUUGAGAGCAACUGCAGAAUCGCUGGCUUUACAUGUUGGCCUUACAAGCGAACAGCCUGCUGCCACCGAACUGCUCGUUUCCACCACACACUUUGGCAGCCAAAAACCUACAAGCGAAUUGUCUGGCACUCCUUCACGCCCUGGCAGUCGAAAAGCUACAAGCGAAUUGCCUGGCACCAUCUCACGUUCAGGUAGCCGAAAAGCUACAAGCGAAUUACCUGGUACUAUCUCACGUUCAGGUAGCCGAAAAGCUACAAGCGAGUUACCUGGUACCAUCUCACGUUCAGGUAGCCGAAAAGCUACAAGCGAGUUGCCAGGGUUUUCCCAAACUCCUGCACUCAUGGACAUAGAUGAAGGCCCCCUUGCAGGCCUGCCGAAGCUUUUGCGUCAAAUCUCAGUCACCACCGACAACGAGUCCACCGGGAUGGAGUUGGCACUAUUUGAAGAGUCAAAGAGCCUUGCCACCUCGACCUACGCCCAUGACCAGCUGGUUCUCGUCCCCUCCACCGCUUCCCGGCCAUCGCCGAAGACGCAGAAGAUGAAAUCAGAUCUCUUGCGAAGCCAUCCUUGGCUUCAGGAGCUGCAACGCGCCGCUCAAAGCGGCUCGCUGCCGAGCUCGCCCGUGGGCCACGGGGCGUUUCUGCGGUCGCCGCAGGCCUCGUCUGCACCCAACCUGCCUCCACUGGAGAACCUGCAGCUUCAGCUUCAUGAUGGACACAAGAUGGAGGUGGAUGCAUAUGCAACACCACGACAGCCGUCCCACAAUUCCAAAGACAUCCUCAGCACACCCUUCACACGAAAGCAGACCUGGAACAGCAAGGAUGAGAUGGAGCUUUUGAAUGCAGGCGCUGGAGAAGAGCACAAGACUGGGAUCCUCCCACCUAGCAUUCGAAAGUUGGAUUAUUGGCGCGCCAUCGAGUUGUUUCACCUUUUUGACCGAAGGACUGGGGAGCUGGAUAAACUGGGUUUUUAUCAUCUGCUCACGGCAGCCUCCAGAGACAAGGAGGAGAUCCCGCGAGUGCAGAGCGACAACAUUUUCAAUGAGAUCGACAUGGACGGCAGUGGAAACAUCGACAAAGAAGAGUUUCUCGGGUGGGUCUUCCAGACAAACAGCAGCUUCCUGAGCUCCGUGCGGCGGAAGUUGGAAGUCAUGCCAGAGGCCAAGGUGAAAGCUCUCUUCGAACAAAUGGACAAGGAUGAGAAUGGUUGUAUUGACAAAGAGGAGUUCUGGAAUUUUGUGGAGAAGUUCAGUCCUGGCAUGCUGUCCCGUCAAGCCUCGGAUGAGCUGCACGAAUUCAUUGAUGCAGAUCGAUCAGGUGGUAUUGAUGGUGAGGAAUUCCUCAAUUGGAUUCAUCCUGGCCGUGAAUUGCACCUGUUGAAGGCAGAGGUGAGCGAUGAGCUCACUGGCAAAGUGGCGGCUGGGAUCAUCAAUGGAACCUACACUGCUCCGAAGAAACCUCUCAUGGAGACCGAGCCAGGGAAGCCAGUGGUUUUGCAGUUCUGGAUCGGUGAUGAAUGGAUCUCAAACUUCAAAGCAUUGAAGCGCAGCCUUCGGGCCGUCUUUAGCUCUCAGCAGAUCCAGUUCGAUCUUCAGCGGGACAGUCGGGUGAUGAACACCUGCUCCAAGUUGGUGGCCAAGGUGGGCCGCGGCAUCAUCCUCUGGGAUCGUGACAGAAUGUUAGCCUUCAAGGAUGAUCCCUUUAUGAACCAGAUCACCGCUCAAAACUGGAUCAAAGAUGUGCUGCUUCAAUGCCUUCCAGAUGUCAUCAACGCUGCUAAUGUCCGAUUGCUCAAGAGAAAGAAGCAGAAUGUUUGCUUUGAAUGUGGCAGAACCCUUGAGGGAGCUCGCUAUAUGCUGGUUUUGGAAUACAAGGCUGGUGGAAGAGUUCUUUGCUUGUUUGUCAAAGCAAGAGUACAUGCUCCAUGAACCAAACCACUCAAAACAUUCCCGGCUGACCCUACCCGUUGCCUGUUCCUCUUGAUGGAUGCACUUCGUCACCCUACAAGCCCGCAGAAGCUUUUUGAGUCAUAUUUGAUAGUCACAGUGCAAAGAAUCACGAUCGUGCACAAAUGCAUGCUGUUUAACUAUUAGAGAUCUAAGGGACUAACUUAUAUACGUUGCUUGUUGAUUCAGUGUCGCAUUCUCAAGCAUUAAACCCAUUCAGCAGCUUGCUGGAUGUUGCAUCACCCACCCUGAGGUUUGCAGUAAACAUUGCUCCACGUUGCUGAAAGCACGUGCUGUACCCUAAAACUGUAGAGGAGUAUGAUAAAUCUCCGUUCUUCCUGCUAAACGCAGUCAAACCACCUAGUUGGAUCAAAUAUAAGGAAUAGCCUCAGAAGUAAUAGUCAGUCCUCUUCUUCAUGGAUGGUUUGCAGACAGAUAGGGCCGAGGAAGAUAGAUGAAGCUUGUCUGCUGGCAUACCAAAUGGUAUGGCCAUGACACCAGUCAAGUAUUCUAAUCAGACCUAUAGCUGCAUGGUGUGUUAA